CAGACCUCUAGAAGGCUCCACAUCAACAACGUCCUCGGAGUAGGAUGGCUGUCCUGACUCUUCAUCGGUCUCGACCUCCUCGUCCUCUUCCUCUUCCUUUUCCGCCGACUCCGGAUCUUCUGGCCUCGAAGCACUUUCUUCAAGCCCAUGCUAAGGACGACUGCCCAGCACGCCCUCGGUCAACUCGAACUGACGUUCGAGGGAGAUAAGAAUCCCCACCUUCGCAAGGUUCUGUUUCGUACACAUCGCAUAUACGUGAGGCGUCUUGGGCCGGCACUCUUCCAGGAGUUUCUGCACAUGCGCGAGAAGCUCCGGAGUGGGGUUAGAAUGAGGAUGUCGAAUGAAAGUGUGACAGUCGGGAAACCUGGCUUGGAAAGGGUGCCGGUCCCUGGGAAAGCCAUAGAUGAAAACGAGCUUGGCCUUCUAGAGUUUCAGGGACGUAUGGAUGACAGCCAUACCACACUCGGCUUGAGAAGAGACAACAGCAUACGAGUUUCCCUCAAGUGCCCCGACCUUGGAAACCUUGAACAUGUACCAAAACAAAUUCAAGGAACAUGGGACUCCCCUCAGGUGACACUUAAUCAGGAAGAUUGAGAAACAAUAAUAGGAGUGGGGACUA
Messenger RNA from Cuscuta campestris, 619 nucleotides. Lineage: Eukaryota; Viridiplantae; Streptophyta; Magnoliopsida; Solanales; Convolvulaceae. The record is from the annotation of a GenBank genome assembly.